Messenger RNA from Temnothorax curvispinosus, 958 nucleotides. Its product is annotated as ATP-binding cassette sub-family C member 9-like. Gene Ontology annotation, cellular component: membrane. Gene Ontology annotation, molecular function: ATP binding; ATP hydrolysis activity; ATPase-coupled transmembrane transporter activity. NCBI's taxonomy places the organism in Eukaryota, Metazoa, Arthropoda, Insecta, Hymenoptera, Formicidae. Bases 1 to 828 code for a protein of 275 amino acids. The transcript has 6 exons. The record is from RefSeq and is a predicted model, not a curated record. Gene Ontology annotation, biological process: transmembrane transport.
AUGCAUGUGGAGGAUGUAUCCCCAAAAAUACCAUGCGACUCUGUGAGUCGCGAUGGUUUACAGGUAGCCAAUGACUGGCCUAAUAGGGGCGAGAUCUUUUUUGAGAAUGUCUCUCUGCGCUACGAUGCAGACAGAAAUCCGGUGAUCACAGAUUUGUCUUUGAAAAUACCAGCUGGGCAAAAGUUGGGCAUUUGUGGGAGAACCGGUAGCGGAAAAUCAUCGACCGUUAUGGCCCUCUUCCGAUUGAUCGAGAUCAGCCAAGGACGCAUCCUGUUGGAUGGCAUUGACAUCCGGCAAGUGCCUCUUCGAAUAUUGCGAUCGCGGUUAUCGGCUAUACCGCAGGAUGCAAUAAUGUUUAGCGGCACGAUCAGAGAAAAUCUGGAUCCAUUUUCGGAACACGAGGACCAAGAAAUCUGGCGAGCCUUGGAGCUUUCGCAAAUCAAGGAUGUCAUAGCUUCGUAUCCCGAAGGAUUAAACCUCGAGGUACGAGAAGGCGGCGAGAACUUUUCAGCCGGUCAACUGCAACUGCUUUGCAUGGCACGUGCGAUCCUUCAGCGAUCGAGUAUCGUCGUACUCGACGAGGCAACCAGCGCGCUUGACAUAGCCACUGAGAAGUCGCUCCUGAAAGCGGCUGCUGUCGCUUUCGAGGACAGAACUGUGAUCACCAUCGCGCAUCGAGCGGCGGCUUUGUUGAAUUGUGAUCGCAUCAUUGUUUUCGACGAGGGCAAAAUCAUCGAAGAGGGCUCACCGGCAGAUUUAAUGCAAAGACAGAAUGGAGUCUUUUCCGCGAUGAUCAAAGCGGUCGAGCAAAGCGGCGAACAACGAUGAGAAAAUGUCAAUUAACUUUACAAAUAUAUAUACUGUCGAUUUAAGAUACAAAUUCAAAGACUGCUUUAGAAUAGGAAAGUUUCUCUGUAACGACGUUAAAAGAUAUAUAUGUAUAUACAUAUAUGUAUAU